Molecule: messenger RNA, 4159 nt
Organism: Sapajus apella (tufted capuchin)
Lineage: Eukaryota; Metazoa; Chordata; Mammalia; Primates; Cebidae
Gene: IGSF6
Product: immunoglobulin superfamily member 6
Exons: 7
Coding region: 632-1597 (321 amino acids)
Source: RefSeq, a predicted model, not a curated record
GCACGGGGGACAGAGGGCCCACAUAUUUGUUUCUCAACACAUUAAAAAGGGGUCUCUGGGCCAGGCAGGGUGGCUUACACUUGUAAUCCUAACACUUUGGGAGGCCAAGGCAGGAGGGUUGCUUGAGGCCAGGACUAGCCUAGACAACAUACAAUCUACAACAAAAUAAAAAUUAGCUGGGCAUGGUGGUGCAUGUCUGUAGUCCCAGCUACUCAGGAGGCUGAGGCUGCAAAGGGCCACAAUCUUGCCACUGCACUCCAGUCUUGGUGAAAGAGACCCUGUCUCAAAAAAGGCGGAGGGGGGAGGUUUUUUUGGAUUCAAAGCUGGAAUACAACUAGUUAAUAAAAGACAAUUUAUUUCUUCACUGCACUAGAAUGUGUUGUUUACUAACUUUUCUCUUGUCUCUACCUGAAGCCACUUCUCCUUCUGCUGUUUCUUUGUUCCCAGCAGUUACUGGCCCAGAGUGGGACCCACAGCAGGUAGCCUGGACAGUGACUGAACUGUUCUGAAAAAAUCCAAGUACGAAUUGUCUGUCAAAGAACACUCCUUCUUCCUGGGAAUAUGUGCUAUGUGCAAAUCAAGAUCCAAGAACAUCUAACACCUAAGAGGACCGUAAAAUCCAUGGGAAAAAAUGAUACACACAUUUCUAAAUGUGCUCCAGGUCAAAAUCUCACCGUCAAAUGGUGAAGCUGUGUUACAAACCAUCCUUACACAAUUUCAAAAAGUUCCUGAUUAUGGUUGCUUCAUAAGAGGUUCCUCUCUUCAGCUCUUCCCUUCUGAAAAAAAGAAAGCCAACUUUCCUUUUGAAUACACACCCCAACCCGCCCCAGCACACACAGAAAUGGGGACUGUGAGCAGAAGCAACCUCGCUCGCCAUCUGCAAACCAAUCUCAUUCUAUUUUAUGUCGGUGUUUUAGGUGCCUGUACUGUCUCCGUCACACAACCACAGUACAUAGAAGUGGACUACACUUACGAGGCUGUCACCAUAAAGUGUACCUUCUUCGCAACCGGGUGCCCUUCCGAGAGACCAACACACCUGUGGUUUCGCUAUGGCGCUCACCAGCCUGAGAACCUGUGCCUGGACGGGUGCAAAAGUGAGGCAGACAAGUUCACAGUGAGGGAAGCACCCACAGAAAACCAGGUUUCUCUCACUGUAAACAGAGUGACUUCAAAUGACAGUGCAAUUUACAUCUGCGGAAUAGCAUUCCCCAGCGCACUGGAAGCAAGAGCUAAGCAGACCGGAGGAGGGACCACACUGGUGGUAAGAGAAAUUAAGCUUAUCAGCAAGGAACUGUGGAGUGUCCUGACAGCUCUUAUAUCACUGCUCUCUGUCUAUGUGACUGGUGUAUGCGUGGCCUUCAUACUCCUCUCCAAACUGCAGGGAGGAACAUCACCUGCAGAGGAGUCAAAAUCCAAUCCUCUAAGAAACAAAGAAACAAAAGAAGACUUACAAAAGAAGAAGAGUGCUCGGCGUAUUUUUCAAGAAAUUGCUCAAGAACUAUACCAUAAGAGACAUGUGGAAACAAACCAGCAACCUGAGAAAGAUAACAACACUUAUGAAAACAGAAGAGCACUUUCCAACUAUGAAAGACCAUAGAAAUGUUUUAGUGUUCAAUUAAUUCACUGAAAAUCCAGCUGCAGGAGCUAUGGCAGUGUUAAUGAACAUACACCAUCAGAUCUUAAAAAAAAUAAAGGUAAACAGAAAAGACAACUGGCUACAAAGAAGGAUGCCGGAAUGUAAGGAAACUACAACUAACAGUCAUUAACAAAAUACUAAAACCCAACAAAAUGCAACUGCAAAGUACCUUCCAAAUUUGCCAUGAAAAAAUUCUAUUUUAAACACGUAUCCUGAGUUUGUUUCAUUCAACGUGAGAUGUGUGAUGACUGCCAUCCUGAAGAUCUGAAGCUAAGCCAUAUGCCUCAGUCUUGAGUGGAAGAAUCAUCUUUGUGGUUUGUGGAAAUCAUGGGACAAUUAAAAUAAGUUGAGAGGGAGCAAAGUGACAAAAUUUGAGUUAGAGACGUUCAUUUUGAAAAGCACCUUAGUGAAAGUUACUUCCUCUGAUGCUGUCAUGGGGCACUGGGGUAGCUUGCCUGCCAGGGUAUGCAAAGUAACUUACAUCAUGCUACUAGCAAAAUGAGAACAGAAUAGUGACUAGAAUAAGAAAAUAAAAACCAAAAUACAGACAGUCCAAAGCUGAAGGUUAAACAGAGGAAAUUUCAGAACAAAUAAACCACAACUGACUCUAGAUGUCAGUGUUGUGCCAAGUAUCAGCACCAGGGAAGGUGUGGGCAACAUGUCUACUUUACAAGUACAUUUGUAAUACUGAUUUUUAACCAAUUUAGGAGGGAAAUGUCAAUAGGAGGCAAGGUACAGCAAGGGUAUUUAUGGAAUUCAGGACCACUUCACUAAGAAAACAUGAUACAAAUUGUCCUUUGAAAGCUACUUUGGUAUAAAAAAUCUAAAGAACUCAUAAGUAUCAGUAUUAUUAAACACAAAUUACAACCUUACAAACUACUAUGUUUAUGUCAUUUAAGUGUUUCUUUUAAACUGGUAUUGCCUAAGAUGUAUUCUUUUUAAAACUUAGAAUUUUAAAUACUUUAAGAUUCCUUUGAAAGUGUUUUUGCACUGAUGGCUGAAAUCAGUGAUAUCAAACUUUUCCUGAUCAUAUGUGCCCAGAAAAAUGGACAGAGGAAAGGAGGGAGAGUGGAACCUCAUUUUAUUUGUGUGUAUCUAUGUAUACAUGUGAGUGCACAUGUGUGUAGGCACAUGUGUUUUGUGUAUAGUGUAUGCGUGAAUAUGUACGUAUGUACCUUAUACACAAAAACAGAAAUUAAACAAUGGCAUAAGCAGCAAUACAAAUAAAAAAUGCUAACAUUUUCUUGCCAUAUUGCAAAAUAAACUGUCUUGUGCAUUCUGCAGUGUAUACUUCCCUACUCUGAGACCACUGGCUCAGGUAAAAUAAGAAGCUUCUAAACCAGACUGCAAAAAAGGGCAAGCAUUAAUACCACCAAGAGAACAGAAGUGUUGAAUUCGAUCAUUUGCUUUUCAUUUCUGGGAGUCAUUACAUUUUGGUACUGAAUUGAAUUCCAGGGCUGAAAAUUCACUGUUCGUUGUGUAACUAAUCAGGAGACAAAAUCCCUAAGAUAAACUAGUAUUUUCUCACAAUAUGCCUUUCCCACUGUAAGCAAAAACUGUGUUUCAAAGAUAGAUUUUGAAGCUCAAAUGUGGCAUAUACUUUCCCAAAGAGUUAUAUUCCUCUAGGUCAUAUAUAAGAAUAUCUGGUGUAUACACAGUAUUCAUGCAUUAUUCAUCUAUCUUGCCAACAGUAUUUAUUUUCAAACUUCAAAACAAGUUUUAUUUGGGAAGAGUUUAUUUUGUUAAAGCUACAAGCAAGCUUCUUUCCCAAUUACAAAUCUAGAGAUCUAGCAGUUUCAGAGACCUCAGUGUUCAAAAAUAUAUUUCAAAAUUAACAACUAAACUAAACCCACACCGAAAGGAAACAGUUUUCAGAAUGGUUUGGAAUGUACAGCCAUUGAUUUCAGAUGCCAACAAUAUUUACUGAGUGCUACACUAUACAAUCAAAGGCCUCUUUGCAAACUAUCCUUGGGUCAUACUGAACUUGCUCCACCCCACAUAAACCUUAUUCACACCUUCAUGCUUUUGCACAUGCUGUUCCCCUCAGCCGGGUACAAUGCUUCAGAUCACAAACACAGCUCACCCCAACAUGAAACCUUCCCUAACUCACCCAGAGGCUAACGGAUCUUUUUGUCUAAUUCUUCAGUACUUUGCCAUUAUUUCUUAGCACAAUCCCCUGCCAUUAUCUGUUUAUUGUACAGAUAUUCUAUAUUCUGUACUAUUCUGUGUUUUAAGAGCAAAAGCACAAUUCUCAUUUAUCUUGGUACUUCUAUUUAGUACACUGUAGGCCCUCAAAUGCCUUUCUAUCAAUGCAACUUAACAAUGUUUCUAUAGAAAAAUGCUUCUUCAGCAUUUAAGAUAUGUGGCAUACUUCAGUCCCUCACCAUGAAGCCUCACCCCUUUCCAUAAAGACCAUUCAACAAAUCCCUAACAGUUGUAAUUAUACUCCUAUCUAUGCCCAGAAACAUUUUCAAUGAAAAGGAUUAAGCUGUAACUUUUUUUUUUUCUUGAGAUGGAGUUUCA